UUCCUUCAAGUCUUCAGCCAUUUCUCUCUCACCCCCUUCUCUUCUUUCCCCCUCUCUAUGUACCUUAUCGUCCUCACGUUCUCACUUUAUCGUUUCACACAGAUUUCUUUUUCCCCUUGUAGCCUAGAAAGCGAGGGAAACUGGAGGUAGGAAGACGGAGGUUUUGUGUCUCUUCUAUGGCGGCGUCUCCCCGGAGUGGAAUCUAGGGUGCGGCGGAAACCCUAGGCUAGAAAGAAGGGGAAGUAGAAGGCGGAGGACUUAGUUUUUUGUGGAUUUGAGUUUUAUUGACCGAAAAGCUAGGGCACGGUGUCUCUCUGUGGAUCUGAUUCGAUCUCGGUGUGGAAGCUCUGGGAAUCGGCUUUGUGAGUAGUGGUUUUGUGGUUGUGGGAUUUUGGAAAUCCUAGAUUUGGGUCGGGGUUGUGUGGUUGGCUGAUUAGGUUGGGGGCGGGGCUGCCCAUGCGAUUUACUGGGUUUUCAUGCCGCCAGAACCACUGCCUUGGGAUCGGAAGGACUUCUUCAAGGAGAGGAAGCACGAGAGGUCGGAGUCUUUAGGGUUCUCUGCAAGAUGGAGGGACUCGCAUCAGGGUUCUCGGGAGUUUGCUCGUUGGGGAUCGGCGGACGUUCGCCGCCCUCCAGGCCAUGGCAAGCAAGGAGGCUGGCACAUCUUUCCUGAAGAAUCAGGCCAUGGGUUUGUACCUUCCCGGUCUAGUGAUAAGAUGGUAGAAGACGAAAAUUCUAGGCCAUUCACAACUCGUGGAGACGGGAAUGGAAAAUACAGCCGGAACAACAGGGAAAUUAGAGGAUCUUUUAGCCAGAAAGAUUGGAAAGGUCAUCCUUUGGAAACAGGCAAUGCAUCUCCAAACAUGUCGGGAAGGUCUCUUGCUAUAAAUGAUCAGAGGUCAGUCGACGAUAUGCUAAUUCAUUCUGAUUUUGUAAACGGAUGGGAUCAACUUCAGUUGAAAGACCAACAUGAUAAGAUGGGUAGUGUCAAUGGGUUAGGCACAGGACAGAGAGCUGAGAGAGAGAACUCGUUGAGCUCUAUUGAUUGGAAGCCUCUAAAAUGGACUCGGUCUGGAAGCUUGUCUUCACGGGGUUCUGGUUUCAGCCAUUCAAGUAGCUCGAAGAGCAUGGGGGUAGAUUCUAAUGAAGCCAGAGGAGACUUGCAGCCCAGAAAUGUGACCCCCGUCCAGUCUCCUUCAGGGGAUGCUGUUGCCUGUGUGGCAUCUACUGCACCAUCAGAAGAGACUUCUUCUAGGAAGAAGCCACGUCUUGGAUGGGGGGAGGGGCUGGCAAAGUACGAGAGGAAGAAGGUUGAAGGUCCGGAUGAAAGUGUGAACAAAAAUGGCAUUGUCUUCUGCACCAGUAAUGGAGAGUCUACACAUUCUCUCAACUCAAACUUGGCUGACAAGAGCCCUAGAGUUAUGGGUUUCUCAGAUUGUGCAUCUCCGGCAACUCCAUCUUCUGUUGCUUGUAGUUCUUCACCAGGUAUGGAGGACAAAUCAUUUAGCAAGGCUGGAAAUGUUGAUAAUGAUACUAGUACUUUAAGUGGUUCUCCUGGUCUUGUGUCUCUGAAUCAUCUUGAUGGAUUCUCUUUUAUUUUAGAGAGUUUGGAGCCUAAUCAAAUAGCUAAUUUGGGGUUUUCGCCUAUUGAGUUGCUGCAAUCUGAUGAUCCAAGUUCAGUGGAUUCUAAUUUUAUGAGAUCUACUGCAAUGAGUAAGUUGCUAAUAUGGAAAGGUGAUAUUUCAAAGUCCCUGGAGAUGACUGAAUCUGAAAUUGAUUCACUUGAAAAUGAACUUAAGUCAUUGAAAUCUGGGUCUGGAAGCAGUUGUCCUUGCCCAGCAGCUUCUAGCUCAUUUCCUGUGGAAGGUAAAGCAAAACCUUGUGAAGAGCAAGGAGCUGCCUCCAACCUAAUCCUUAGGCCUGCUCCAUUGCAAAUUGUUCCGCCUGGUGAUAUGAUGACAGAUAAAACACUACUUGGUAGUGAUGCCAUGGAAGAUGCUCAUGCUGAAGUUAAAGAUGAGGAUAUUGAUAGUCCUGGAACUGCUACAUCAAAAUUUGUUGAACCACCAUGUUUGGUGAAGACCGCUUCUCCAUCUGAUAUGGUGAUACAAGGUGAAUGUUCUGGGAAUAUGAAAAUAACAAGGUCCACAAACAUGGAAGUUGAACUUUUGGUCUCUGGUCCAAAUGUGGAAGAGACAGGCAUAUCUACUAGUGGAGGUGAUAGCAGGUUGCUUGUUGAGAGUAAAACUGGUGCCCCUGUUUCAGGUGACAUGGGUGUACUUGAUGAUGAGGAGGAUAAGAUAUAUAAUUUAAUAUUGGCUUCCAAUAAGGAUUGUGCAAAUAGAGCUUCUGAAGUAUUUAAUAAGCUAUUGCCACAGAAUCAGUGUCAAAAUGAUAUUUUAGGAGCUGCCAACUUCGCAUGCAGACAGAAUGAUUCAUUGAUUAAACAAAAAUUUGCAAUGAGAAAGCGGUUCUUAAGAUUCAAGGAGAAAGUUAUUACCCUUAAGUUUAGAGUCUCUCAGCAUGUGUGGAAGGAAGAUAUGCGCUUGCUUUCUAUUAGGAAAUAUCGUGCAAAAUCUCAAAAGAAGUUUGAAUUAAGCUUGAGGACAUCACAUUGUGGGUAUCAGAAGCAUCGGUCUUCCAUUCGCUCUCGCUUCUCGUCUCCUGCAGGGAAUUUGAGUCCUGUCCCUACAGCUGAGAUGAUAAAUUAUACAAGCAAGAUGCUUUCCGAAUCCCAGAUGAAGCUUUGCAGGAACAUAUUGAAGAUGCCAGCUUUGAUCUUGGAUAAGAAGGAAAAGACAGCAUCAAGAUUUAUUUCUAGUAAUGGAUUAGUUGAAGAUCCAUGCGCUGUUGAGAAUGAAAGGACUAUGAUCAACCCUUGGACAGCAGAAGAGAAGGAAAUUUUCAUGGAUAAGUUGGCCAUCUUUGGGAAAGAAUUCAAAAAGAUUGCUUCUUUCCUUGAUCACAAGACUACUGCUGAUUGUGUCGAAUUCUACUAUAAAAACCACAAAUCAGAUUGUUUUGAGAAAACAAAGAAGAAGCUAGAGCUUAGAAAGCAAGGGAAGUCCUUAUCUGCAACUACCUACUUGGUGACAUCAGGGAAAAAAUGGAAUCGUGAGAUGAAUGCUGCCUCCCUUGAUAUGCUGGGUGCAGCUUCAGUGAUGGCAGCUCGUGCUGGUGACAGUAUGGAAAAUCUGCAGACUUGCCCUGGAAAGUUCCUUUUAGGAGCUCACCAUGACUAUAGAACACCACAUGGUGACAAUGGUGUCGUAGAACGGUCUAGCAGUUAUGAUAUUAUUCGUAAUGAGAGGGAAACUGUGGCUGCUGAUGUUUUGGCUGGUAUCUGUGGUUCCCUGUCAUCAGAGGCAAUGAGUUCUUGUAUCACAAGUUCUCUUGAUCCUGGAGAAGGAUAUCGUGAGUUGAGGCAAAAAGUGGGUUCUGGAGUGAAACGGCCUUUGACUCCUGAGGUUACACAGAGUAUUGAUGAGGAGACCUGUUCCGAUGAGAGUUGUGGAGAGAUGGAUCCUGCUGAUUGGACGGAUGAGGAGAAAUGUAUCUUUGUGCAGGCAGUAUCAUCCUAUGGUAAGGAUUUUGCAAAGAUAUCACGAUGUGUCAGAACAAGGUCCAGGGAUCAAUGCAAGGUCUUCUUUAGCAAGGCUCGUAAGUGCCUUGGAUUAGAUCUGAUACAUCCUGGGCCUAAUGUAGGAACACCAGAGAGUGAUGAUGCCAAUGGAGGAAGUGACACAGAAGAUGCCUGUGUUGUGGAAGCCGGCUCAGUUAUCUGCAGCAAUAAAUCAGGCUCUAAGAUGGAAGAGGACUCACUGUUGUCUGUUUUGAACAUAAACCCCGACGAGUCUGACUUUUCAGGGAUGAAGAAUCUGCAGACUGACCUUAACAGGUCAUAUGAGAACAAUGGAAUUGGACGAGUGGAUCAUAAAGAUGAUGAGACUGUUACUAAUUUGGUUUCUGAUAAAUGUCAUCAGCUGGAAAAAACUGAGCAAGUUUUUGGAGACAGCAAGUCAUUGAAUGGCAUUGACAGCAAGUCUCUAACAUUGCACGUAGAGAAAAAUGGGCCUUGCACAAAAAUGGAAAUGGAUCAAGAAUCUGUGUCUGCUGUAGAGGCAACCGACCCCUCUGACAGAUCAAAUGCUGUAUCGCAGGCUGAAGAUUUGACUGAAGGGAAUCUGUUAUCUGAAACUAGUUUGAAUGUGAGAAGAGAAGAAAAUAAUGAUGCAGAUACAAGUGCCCAAAUGUCCUUAAAAUGUACUGUGAAAGAUUCAGAAGUAAAGGAAAAUGCAUUGCACCAGGUUGCCAAUUCAACUUCUUGUCCAAGAUUCAUUUUUAACUCUGGAUGCCGAGAUCAAGUUUCUGUGGAGUUGGAUAACCAGAAGCCUGGAGUCAUCUCAUUGCUGCAGGAGAGUUCUCUUAUGGCUGAAGAUUCUGUUGUACCAAAAGAUUCUUCAGUCAUUCAGUAUGAGAAAACCCUUGAUCAAGGUAUGUCUCCUUCAACUCUUGAUUUGAAAGAGACAAAGGAUAAGAAGAAAUCUAUUGGUGUGGAUGAAUAUCACCAGCAUCUGUCAGGACAUUCUUUAUUGAACAAUGCAGUCAAUGCUGAAUUGUCCCAGAAGGUUGGGGGCUGUCCAUUGCAGACACCCCCAAAGGAAGAUAUGAAUCGGGAUCUCAGUUGCAAAAAUCCUUCUACUGCUGCUGGAAGGCUCUCUAAGUUGGACAGGGAUAUUCAAUCCAGUCACUCUUUAGCACAAGAUUGCUAUCUUCAGAAAUGUAAUGGUUCAAAAUCUCACAGUUUGGGGACUGAGCUUCCUUUCCUAUCACAGAGUCUAGAACGAACAAGCAACCAAACAAGAGCCCAUGGGCGUAGUUUGUCCGAUACAGAGAAAACAAGCAGGAAUGGUGAUUUUAAACUGUUUGGUAAGAUUCUCAGCCACCCUCCUUCUCUGCAGAACCCAAAUUCCUGUAGCAAUGAGAAUGAUGAUAAGGGGGCCCAUAAUCCUAAGUUAAGCAGCAAAUCAGUUAACCUGAAAUUCACCAGUCAUCACUGCAUUGAUGGAAAUCUAGGUGCCUCGAAGGUAGAUCGUAAUAAUUAUUUGGGCCUUGAGAAUCUUCCCAUGAGUUAUGGUUUUUGGGAUGGGAACAGGAUACAAACAGGUUUCUCAUCAUUACCUGAUUCAACCUUACUGCUGGCAAAAUAUCCUGCUGCGUUUAGUAAUUAUCCAAUGUCAUCCUCCACCAAAAUAGAGCAGCAGUCCUUGCAGACAGUUGUGAAGAGUAAUGAACGGAAUUUGAAUGGCAUAUCAGUUUUCCCAACGAGGGAUAUGAGUAGCAGCAAUGGGGUUGCAGAUUAUCAUCAGGUAUUCAGGGGCCGAGAUUGUACAAAAUUGCAGCCAUUCACAGUAGAUAUGAAGCAGCGGCAAGACCUGUUCUCUGAGAUGCAGAGACGAAAUGGUUUUGAAGCAGUAUCAAGUUUGCAAGCACCUGGAAGGGGAAUGGUAGGAAUGAAUGUAGUUGGGAGAGGGGGUAUUCUGGUAGGUGGAGCAUGCACCCCUAGUGUUUCAGAUCCAGUGGCCGCCAUCAAAAUGCACUAUGCUAAAACUACUGAUCAGUUUGGCGGGCAGGGUGGAAGCAUCAUCAGAGACGACGAAUCUUGGAGAGGUAAUGGGGACAUAGGCAGGUAGUACAUGUGCUCAGAGAGGGCCUUUUUUUUUUGAAGGAGGAAGGCUCCCUCAACCAGGCAAAUACCUUUCAUUGCCGUUCUGUAUAAUAUAGUUUUUGUAAUCUUCAAUGGGAUGAUAGGGGGAGGGGGGGAAGUGGGGGGCGGUUCUCAGAUCCGUCUUUUGGUAGGAAAAAAAAUGCCCAAAAAAAAAAGAAGGAAAAAAACAGGGAAAAGGUUCUUAGGUGCUUGUAAUUUUUGCAGCAGCUUUGUAUUUGUUGUAUUUGAUGGAAAUACAGAAAUAAUCUGUGGAAAUUUGGGAGUGGGGAAUUUCAGUCUCUGGAGCAUUCCGCCAUUUCGUCAACAAAGUCAAUCCCCCUGAGAAGUUGGUAGCGGUAGGGUUGGAUUAGGUUGUUUUGUGAUUUUCAUUUCUAACGGUUUAGCUUAAGUUUCAAAGUGCUGAAAAUUUCCUCCUUAA
Molecule: messenger RNA, 6146 nt
Organism: Vitis riparia (riverbank grape)
Lineage: Eukaryota; Viridiplantae; Streptophyta; Magnoliopsida; Vitales; Vitaceae
Exons: 4
Coding region: 477-5693 (1738 amino acids)
Source: RefSeq, a predicted model, not a curated record